Messenger RNA from Orcinus orca (killer whale), 737 nucleotides. RefSeq names its product high mobility group box 4 (gene HMGB4). The transcript has a single exon. Gene Ontology annotation, biological process: regulation of transcription by RNA polymerase II. The record is from RefSeq and is a predicted model, not a curated record. Lineage: Eukaryota; Metazoa; Chordata; Mammalia; Artiodactyla; Delphinidae. Bases 126 to 683 code for a protein of 185 amino acids. Gene Ontology annotation, molecular function: DNA binding, bending.
GCAGCUCUUACAGAGAGAAACAUUCACCACCAGCAGAGCACCUUCUAAUUGCUCCUGGAGUGUGGCAGACAAAAGUCUCUGCCGUCUGAGUUACUAGAUCCAGAAAAUAAAAUGACCUUACGAACAUGGGAAGAGAAGUCCAGCUAAGGCCCAAGGCAAAUGUCUCUUCUUACAUCCACUUUUUGCUGGAUUACAGAAACAAGUUCAUGGAGCAGAAGCCAAACACCCACCUUGGCUUUAAAGAGUUCUCUAGAAAGUGUUCGGAGAAAUGGAGGUCUAUCUCAAAGCACGAAAAGGCCAAAUAUGAAGCCCUGGCUAAGCUCGACAAAGCCCGAUACCAGGAGGAGAUGAUGAAUUACCCUGGCAGGAAGAAGAAGAGAAAGCGGGACCCCGGCGCACCCAGACGACCUCCAUCGUCCUUCCUACUCUUCUGCCAAGACCACUACGCCCAGCUCAAGUGGGAGAAUCCAAACUGGUCAGUAGUGCAGGUGGCAAAGGCCUCGGGGAAGAUGUGGUCAGCAAUGACAGCCUACGACAAGCAGCCCUAUGAACAAAGGGCAGCUUUCCUGAGAGCAAAGUACCAAGAGGAACUGGGCAUCUACCGUAAGGCCAGGAAGAAGAGCCUCCAAAGGUCGGCUAAGAACCGGCGCAGACGGUUCAAAGAAACUGUCAGACGCAACUGAUGGAUCCAAUUAGAAAUAAAAUGCCAUUCUCCGGUACUGCCUGUCCCUGGUCUC